AUGCUAUGGUUCUUGUUGCCGCCCUCGGGAUGGAUACGCGGGUACUGGUUCUCAAACGGACUCUGCAGGAUUAGGAAUUGGCUGCGGAAGCACUUUAUAUUAUUCAUUGAACAACAAGAAGAAUCAGAGUUGUAUAGUGUUGCACCGCAACCACCUGCCCCAUGCAUAAGGGCUUAUCCUAAUCGGGGGCCUGGAACGGCAAUGACAGAACCGCGCCUUAUGACGAAAGGGGGGAGGCCUGGAAAAGUGAAGGUGAAGGAGCUAGCUGCUCGAUCGAAGAACCCUGCUGCUUGGGUUGUUGAAAGUGAUGAAACAUCGAGUGAUUUCUAA
This is a messenger RNA of Linum trigynum, 330 nucleotides long. Lineage: Eukaryota; Viridiplantae; Streptophyta; Magnoliopsida; Malpighiales; Linaceae. The record is from the annotation of a GenBank genome assembly.